This is a messenger RNA of Paramecium tetraurelia, 2241 nucleotides long. RefSeq lists its product as uncharacterized. NCBI's taxonomy places the organism in Eukaryota, Ciliophora, Oligohymenophorea, Peniculida, Parameciidae. Gene Ontology annotation, molecular function: 3'-5' DNA helicase activity; ATP binding; single-stranded DNA helicase activity. The record is from RefSeq and is a predicted model, not a curated record. The transcript is spliced from 4 exons. Gene Ontology annotation, cellular component: MCM complex; nucleus. Gene Ontology annotation, biological process: DNA replication; double-strand break repair via break-induced replication; DNA replication initiation.
AUGACCACCUUCGACGGAGAGAAAAUAUACUACACCAAUCAGAAAUUCACAACAGACGAAGAAUUCAAUCAUGAAUCAACGAUUACCGACGCAGGAAAAAGAAUUUUAAAAUUUCUGAAGGAAUUUCAUUUCCAAGACAAAUUCAUCUAUAGAGAUCAACUCAAAGAGAAUGUGGCCAACAAUGAAUACAUUUUGAGAGUUGAAAUUAACGAUAUUGAAAACUCUGAUAAGGAAUUAUACUCAUUUAUUUUGGAUCGUCCACAAGACAUUCAAGAGACUUUUGAAGAUAAAAUAAAAGAACUAUAUUCUUAAGAAAAGAUGAUAAACAAGAGCGAUUGUCCAGAUUUUCAAUUGCAAUUAAUUUCAUAAUAAAAUCCAGAUCUGCUUCGUAAUUUAACAGCCUAAUAAAUUGGAAAGUUGGUUACAAUCAAAUGCAUUAUCUCAGCAUCCAAAUCAAUAAAAGUGAAGGCAAAGAAAUUAUUAAUAAGAUGCAGAGAAUGCCAAGAUGAAUAAAAUAUCAAUCUUGGAUAUGGACCAAAACCAGUCAAUUUACCAAGAUAUUGCUUAGGAAAGGCAUAAUAAAAGGGAGCCUAAACAGAUGCAUAAUGUCCAACAGAUCCAUACGUGAUAAUUCCAGAAGAAUGCUAAUUUAUUGAUUAAUAAACUCUCAGAAUCCAAGAGCUUUCUGAAGCAAUACCGACAGGAGAAGUUCCAAGGAAUUUCAUGGUCUAUUGUGAUCGAUAUCUAGUCAACAAACUAAUUCCUGGAUAAAGAGUGAUAAUCACAGGAGUUUAUUAAGUGCCUCCAAAAGGAUCAGCCACUAUUAAAAGUAAUGCAAUAGAUGCUGAAUUACUUCUCCCAUAUAUUCAUGUAUUUGGAGUAUAAACCAAUAAAGUGAAUAUCAAACAAGCAUUAUCUGAGGCUUUAAGACAAGAAUUCAAAUCCUUAAGCAGAAAUAGAGAUGUCUAUAAAAUCAUUACUAAUUCAAUAGCACCAGCUAUUUAUGGGCAUGAAGAUAUUAAAUUGGCAAUUGCCUGUUUGCUCUUUGGAGGAACAUCAAAGAACCUUCCAGAUAGUAUGAAAUUAAGAGGAGACAUCAACGUUCUUUUGAUUGGUGAUCCAAGUACAGCAAAGUCUCAAUUAUUGAAAUUCGUUGAAAGAGCAGCAGAUAUUAGUGUUUACACAAGUGGUAAGGGAAGUAGUGCAGCUGGUCUUACUGCAACAAUAACAUAUCAACACAAUACAUCAUAAUUUACUUUGGAAGCAGGUGCAUUGGUAUUAGCAAGUGGAGGAGUGUGUUGCAUCGAUGAGUUCGAUAAAAUGAGAUCAGAAGAUAGAGUUGCUAUGCAUGAAGCUAUGGAAUAGUAGACUAUUUCUAUUGCUAAGGCUGGUAUUACUACUAGAUUAAAUGCUAAAUGUUCAAUAUUGGCUGCUGCUAAUCCUAUCUUUGGUAGAUAUCAGGAGAACAAGUCGAUCUAAGAAUAAAUUGAAUUGCAAACUACUAUCUUAUCUCGUUUUGACAAUAUCUUCAUUAUUAGAGAUGUGAGAUCCAUUGAAAAUGAUUAGAGAUUAGCCAAUCAUAUCAUUUCUCUUCAUACAGGAUAAUUUGCUGAUUAAGAAGGAAUGUAAAUUGAAUAGGAUAGCAACAAUUCUAUGGAUCUCAUGAAAUUAAAACAAUACAUCAAAUAUGCAAAAUCUAUUGUUAAACCUUUACUUACAGAAUAAGCAGCCUAAAUGAUUCAGAAUCUAUAUGUCGAUGACAGACAAAUAAGUCAACAACCUCAUCAUUCAAAAAGUGGAGGCAAAUCACACAUACCCAUUACUGUAAGAUAAUUGGAAGCCAUUAUUAGAAUCAGCGAAUCGUUGGCUAAAAUGCAAUUGCUUGAACAUGUCAAAGAAGAGCAUGUCAAAGAAGCUCAUAGGUUAUUCCAAAUAUCUACCAUGAUGGCAGUUUCAUUAGGAUCUAAAGAAUUUGGCCUUGACUUAUCCAAUGACUUAAAAUAAUUAGUUGCUAAAAUUGAGGAAUCUAUCCUUAGAAGAAUAAGCAUAGGAUCCAAACUGCCAGCCAACAGAUUGAUUCAAGAACUAUCUGAUAGAUUCAAUAAUUAAAGGGCAGUAGAGUUUGCCAUACAUAAUUUAAUUUAAACCGAAUAACUCUAAUAAGUAGAAAUGAAGAGAAUGCUAAUAAGGAAAAAGUGAUUUCUAUAUUUUUCUGAAAGUUUUAUAUUGCUGUAAUCGAUA